Molecule: messenger RNA, 642 nt
Organism: Dipodomys spectabilis (banner-tailed kangaroo rat)
Lineage: Eukaryota; Metazoa; Chordata; Mammalia; Rodentia; Heteromyidae
Gene: Cryaa
Product: crystallin alpha A
Exons: 4
Coding region: 52-642 (196 amino acids)
Biological process (GO): protein refolding; lens development in camera-type eye; response to heat
Molecular function (GO): structural constituent of eye lens; protein folding chaperone
Source: RefSeq, a predicted model, not a curated record
CCCUGUCCCGAUUCGCUACCUGCCUCUGGUCCUUGUGGUGCCCAGCAGAAGAUGGACGUCACCAUCCAGCACCCCUGGUUCAAGCGUGCUCUGGGGCCCUUCUACCCCAGCCGGCUGUUCGACCAGUUCUUCGGUGAGGGUCUCUUCGAGUAUGACCUGCUGCCCUUCCUGUCCUCCACCAUCAGCCCCUACUACCGCCAGUCUCUCUUCCGCACGGUGCUGGAUUCUGGCAUCUCCGAGCUCAUGAGCCACAUGUGGUUUGUAAUGCAGCAACCACAUGGCGGAAACCCCAAGAACAACCCUGGCAAGGUCCGGUCUGACCGGGACAAGUUCGUCAUCUUCCUGGAUGUGAAGCACUUCUCUCCUGAGGACCUCACCGUGAAGGUGCUGGAGGACUUCGUGGAGAUCCAUGGCAAACACAACGAGAGACAGGACGACCACGGCUACAUCUCCCGGGAGUUCCACCGCCGCUACCGCCUCCCUUCCAACGUGGACCAGUCGGCCCUGUCCUGCUCCCUGUCCGUGGACGGCAUGCUGACCUUCUCUGGUCCCAAAGUCCAGUCGGGCCUGGACGCUGGCCACAGCGAGCGGGCCAUCCCCGUGUCUCGGGAGGAGAAGCCCAGCUCGGCGCCCUCGUCCUAA